AUGGUGGUUUUCUCUCUUUCCAGCAUAUACUGUCCCCCGCAAACAGCCUUUUUAAAGGUUAGCAGUGAAUACAAAGCAGGCAGCCAUGUCUGUGUUGGGUGUCAAGGGGAAAUGGGAGACAAGAACCUAGAUUUGAGGAGUCUUAGUGCUCGUCCUGGUAUUGCGCUCAAUACUAGCAGAACAAGUGACGAAGAAGGAGAGACAAGAGCACAAGAUACGCUGCUGCCCACAGCCAAUGUUAGCAAAAUCAUGCGUAAGAUCCUUCCUCCCAAUGCCAAGGUUUCGAAAGAAGCCAAGGAUAUCAUGCAAGAAUGUGCUUCCGAGUUCGUAGCCUUUGUCACUGCGGAGGCUUCUCUCAAGUGUCAAAAGCAGAAACGGAAGACCAUCAAUGGUGAAGAUCUGCUAUCUGCCAUGGCUUCUCUUGGAUUCGAAAAUCAUGCAGAGCAGCUCAAAAGUUAUCUGCUUAAGUAUAGAGAAAGUGAGUGCGACAAGUUUUCUGUAAUAAAACAAGGCUUAGCAGAUGAGUCCACUAGUGCUAAUGGCAAUAUAGAAAAGUGGGUUCCCACAGAGGAUCCACAUCAUCACGGGAGGCUGUUGGUGGGAUCAAUUAGUCAAAACCCUCCAUUCCUGCAGCGCUUAAAGAAGCAUGGCGCUGGUCCUUCCACAGAUCCAGGGGGAGGUGGUCGUUGGAAUUAG
This is a messenger RNA of Cryptomeria japonica (Japanese cedar), 696 nucleotides long. Its product is annotated as nuclear transcription factor Y subunit B-1-like. The transcript has a single exon. Gene Ontology annotation, biological process: regulation of transcription by RNA polymerase II. Gene Ontology annotation, molecular function: protein heterodimerization activity; DNA-binding transcription activator activity, RNA polymerase II-specific; RNA polymerase II cis-regulatory region sequence-specific DNA binding. The record is from RefSeq and is a predicted model, not a curated record. The coding region runs from base 1 to 696 and encodes 231 amino acids. Lineage: Eukaryota; Viridiplantae; Streptophyta; Pinopsida; Cupressales; Cupressaceae. Gene Ontology annotation, cellular component: CCAAT-binding factor complex.